AGCAGGACCCGACAAUAUACCAGCCGAAGCACUGAAGUCAGACAUCGAUGUAACUACAAACAUGCUUCACUUUCUAUUCAAGAAGAUUUGGGAGGAGGAAUAAGUGUUGAUGGACUGGAGAGAAGGACACCUCAUCAAUAUAUCAGAGAAAGAAAAUUUGGGCAAACGUGAGAACCACAGAGGCAUCACACUACUAUCGGUACCAGGAGAAGUUUCCAACAGUGUUGCUGAACUGGAUGAAAGAAUUAGUAGAUGCCCAGCUUCGACAUCAUAGGUCGAAUUCGGUGAGGACAGGUCAUGUGCAGACCAAAUCGCGACACGACAGAUCAUCGUUGGACAAUCAAUUGAAUGGAGUUCGUCACUGUACAUAAACUUUUCUAAUUAGA
This is a messenger RNA of Schistosoma mattheei, 386 nucleotides long. Lineage: Eukaryota; Metazoa; Platyhelminthes; Trematoda; Strigeidida; Schistosomatidae. The record is from the annotation of a GenBank genome assembly.